Molecule: messenger RNA, 1138 nt
Organism: Porites evermanni
Lineage: Eukaryota; Metazoa; Cnidaria; Anthozoa; Scleractinia; Poritidae
Source: the annotation of a GenBank genome assembly
AAUGCAAGGUCUGUUGAAUGUCGUGAAGGAAGCAGUUCCUCUGGAAGCUUCUUGAAGACAAACAACGUCUGUAGCGACCCUUUGCAGGCAGCGGAACCCCCCACCUGGCGACAGGUGCCUCUGCGGCCAAAAGCCACGUGUAUAAGAUACACCUGCAAAGGCGGCACAACCCCAGUGCCACGUUGUGAGUUGGAUAGUUGUGGAAAGAGUCAAAUGGCUCUCCUCAAGCGUAUUCAACAAGGGGCUGAAGGAUGCCCAGAAGGUACCCCAUUGUAUGGGAUCUGAUCUGGGGCCUCGGUACACAUGCUUUACAUGUGUUUAGUCGAGGUUAAAAAAACGUCUAGGCCCCCCGAACCACGGGGACGUGGUUUUCCUUUGAAAAACACGAUGAUAAUAUGGCCACAACCAUGGCCUCCUCCGAGGACGUCAUCAAGGAGUUCAUGCGCUUCAAGGUGCGCAUGGAGGGCUCCGUGAACGGCCACGAGUUCGAGAUCGAGGGCGAGGGCGAGGGCCGCCCCUACGAGGGCACCCAGACCGCCAAGCUGAAGGUGACCAAGGGCGGCCCCCUGCCCUUCGCCUGGGACAUCCUGUCCCCCCAGUUCCAGUACGGCUCCAAGGUGUACGUGAAGCACCCCGCCGACAUCCCCGACUACAAGAAGCUGUCCUUCCCCGAGGGCUUCAAGUGGGAGCGCGUGAUGAACUUCGAGGACGGCGGCGUGGUGACCGUGACCCAGGACUCCUCCCUGCAGGACGGCUCCUUCAUCUACAAGGUGAAGUUCAUCGGCGUGAACUUCCCCUCCGACGGCCCCGUAAUGCAGAAGAAGACUAUGGGCUGGGAGGCCUCCACCGAGCGCCUGUACCCCCGCGACGGCGUGCUGAAGGGCGAGAUCCACAAGGCCCUGAAGCUGAAGGACGGCGGCCACUACCUGGUGGAGUUCAAGUCUAUCUAUAUGGCCAAGAAGCCCGUGCAGCUGCCCGGCUACUACUACGUGGACUCCAAGCUGGACAUCACCUCCCACAACGAGGACUACACCAUCGUGGAGCAGUACGAGCGCGCCGAGGGCCGCCACCACCUGUUCCUGUAGCGGCCGCGACUCUAGAUCAUAAUCAGCCAUACCACAUUUGUAGAGGUUUUACU